GAGACCCUUGGCGUCGUCCUCGCGGUGUACGAGCGCGCCGGGGAGCGCAAGCCCCGUCGCCCGAACGGGCCGCCCCGAAGCCGCUACGCGUCCACGUUCAGCGCGUCCACAGUCAACGCUCAGCCUCUCUAGAAAUUUCCUCGAUGCGAAAAACGCGCAUCGCAGCAACGCCGAAAACGCGCCGCGGUAUGACCGAGUGAUCAACAAGUUAGCCAGUUUUCUUUCGCAUCGACCGAACGAAACGAGACCAAAAAAAAUAAUAAUAAUGGUGCGAUUAGUCGUGUUGCAAGUCGUCGCGACGCUGGCGUGCGUGUACGGGUACUCCUGGCCCAACGAGGAGACGACCACUCGCGGUUCGCAAUACAAGGAUUUCCAUUCGGAUCCUUUGGUGGUCGAAACCACCAGCGGUUUGGUGCGCGGUUUCUCCAAGACGGUUCUCGGUCGCGAGGUGCACGGCUUCACCGGCAUCCCCUUCGCCAAACCUCCCAUAGAACAGCUCAGGUUCAAACGGCCGGUACCCAUCGAUCCCUGGCACGGGAUACUGGACGCCAACAAGCGCCCCAACUCCUGCUUCCAGGAGCGCUACGAGUAUUUCCCCGGAUUCGAGGGCGAGGAAAUGUGGAACCCGAACACUAACAUAUCAGAAGAUUGCUUGUAUUUAAACAUAUGGGUGCCGCAACGCUUGAGAAUCCGACACCACGCGGAAAAAACCGUCGAGCGACCGAAAGUACCGAUCCUGGUGUGGAUAUACGGCGGCGGUUACAUGAGCGGUACCGCCACGUUAGACAUCUACGACGGCGAUUUCAUAGCGUCGACCUGCGACGUGAUCGUCGCCUCCAUGCAGUACCGCGUCGGCUCCUUCGGGUUCCUCUACCUCAACAAGUUCUUCCCCAGAGGUAGCGAGGAAACGCCCGGCAACAUGGGCCUGUGGGACCAAAUACUCGCGAUACGAUGGAUCAAAGACAACGCGGCGGCGUUCGGCGGCGAUCCCGAGCUGAUCACGCUGUUCGGCGAAUCCGCCGGCGGCGGUUCGGUCAGCCUGCACCUCAUCAGCCCGGUGACCAAGGGCCUGGCGCGGCGCGGCAUCCUCCAGUCGGGCACCAUGAACGCCCCGUGGAGUUACAUGAGCGGCGAGCGGGCCGAGGAGAUCGGCAAGGUGCUCAUCCAGGAUUGCGGUUGCAACAGCUCUUUGCUCGAGAGCAAUCCGCACGAGGUGAUGGAUUGCAUGCGCGCCGUCGACGCUAAAACCAUUUCGUUGCAACAGUGGAAUUCUUAUUCCGGCAUAUUAGGGUUUCCUUCGAUGCCUACUAUAGACGGGGUAUUGAUGCCUAAACACCCUAUGGAUAUGCUAGCUGAAGGGGAUUACGAGGAUAUGGAAAUAUUAUUAGGAAGUAAUAGAGAUGAAGGAACCUAUUUCCUGCUGUACGAUUUCAUCGAUUUCUUCGAAAAAGACGGUCCGAGUUUCCUGCAACGUGAAAAGUACCACGAAAUCAUCGAUAGAAUAUUCAAGAAUAUGAGCCGAUUAGAGAGGGACGCCAUUAUAUUUCAGUACACCAAUUGGGAGCAAGUGCACGAUGGAUAUUUGAAUCAGAAAAUGAUUGGCGAUGUAGUGGGUGAUUAUUUCUUCAUCUGUCCUACCAAUGAUUUCGCAGGAUUAGCGGCCGAAAGAGGAAUGAAAGUCUACUAUUAUUACUUUACACAUCGAACGAGCACCUCCCUGUGGGGCGAGUGGAUGGGCGUGAUGCAUGGCGAUGAAAUAGAGUACGUAUUCGGCCAUCCGUUGAACCUGUCGCUGCAGUUCAACUCGAGGGAGCGGGAGCUCAGUCUCAAGAUAAUGCAGGUGUUUACGAGAUUCGCCGGAAAUGGAAAACCAGUAACAGACGACGUGAAUUGGCCGUUGUACACCAAAGAUCAACCGCAGUAUUUCAUCUUCAACGCUGAUAAAAAUGGCAUCGGUCGAGGACCGAGAGCGUCGGCUUGCGCUUUCUGGAACGACUUCUUGCCGAAGUUGCGCGAAAAUUCAGGAUCUGCAGAAGCUCCGUGCGUCAACACCUACAUCAGUAACAUGGCCUCGAGCACCGAGAGAGCGGCGACUCUGAGGCCCCAUCUGCUGCUGCCGCUGCUGGUGUGGAUGCUGGAAUCGUCGAGGGCGCCGUAAAGGGCGCGCGACGCGGCGCCGAAUUAGAGUAUCACGUAGUAGAAAGAGCUUGGGACACAUGUAUUUUUUAACGAGGACAAAACAAGUAACGGAUUUUAUAUACGAGGAUGUAUGGAUGUGAUUGUAUACGCAUAGAUUGAAUUAACGCGAGCGAUGCGAGCAUGAAUCUGGACUGGAAAAUUUCUUUUCUCGAGUUUAGGUAAUGGGUUUAGUUUAGUCAUUGUGUUUAAUUUCUAGGAGCAGGAUAGCUCGGUUCGUUAGAAGCCCGAAUUCCCUUUGGAGUUUUGGCGUACAAGGGAAUUCCAUUAAGGUGUUUAUUCAAUUGAAUGAUGAAUUAUAAAAUUGUUAAUAUUCCUGCGAAAGAGCUGAUAUACGCUGAUUAUAAAUGGAUUCUGUGGACGGCAAAUUUUCUAUAAUUAACAGCGAACUGAGUUAUUCCCGAUGCUUAAUAGUACUGUGAAUGUGUUGGAGAUUCCAUUCCAAUCUCAUUCAUUUGUGGUGUCAAGAUUUCAAAACAUUACCUUUUUCCAAAAUUGGAGAAAUCUUUUUGAAAGUUUACACCCUUCGAUAAAAUACACAAACUUGAAAUUGGUAUAAGUAGGGUGUUUCGAUUUUGACCUUACAAAUUAUCGAAUUGAAAUCCAUUUUAAUUCAAUUUGUAUAUUGAAAUUCUUUACUUUUCUACGGCAGUAUUAGAUAAAUCAUCCACGUGUAUGAGAUUGAAUUAAAUAUUCUGAGUGUUGCAGGAAAUAACGUUUUUAAUUCAUAUUGAAUUAUUUUGAAAAACUACUUGUCUACUUAUCGUCCAUUAUCUUUAACGAUCCUCCGUCGUUCAGCAAAUAAAUUUAUUAAUUGAAAUAAUUAUGUUUAAUGCAAAAAUUACGUUUAUUAAUCUUCAUAGACGUCCUUGGUUUGAGCGGAUAUAGCUGACCGUACAAAGUAAUUGCAUUAUUUCAAUUGAAAAUUAUACAUGAGCUCUAUUUUACCGGCAAGUGCAAGAUACUCUCUUUUAAUAAAUUCGCAGAAAAGUAAAUUUUUUGCUAUAUAAAUUUAGGAUCUAAAGUUUGAUGAGGGCUUAAAUUUACGUGUAUGGUCGGCGAUUUAUUACUUUCGAUAAUAAUUUUAAUGCGAAAUCGAAUAAAAUAAAAGUGAAAGGCGCGUCUUUAACAGUGAUUUCUGGUUUGUCGUUUAAUAUCAAUUAAUUUGAUACGCUAUAAAUGAAGUAAUUCCUGUUUACUUAACGGAUAUAUUUAUCAUAUUUUUAUGACAUUUCGAAGUAAUCAUAAUUCUGUUUAUUGCCAUCUUUUCUUGUGAUUUAAUUAUUAAAAAUACCCAAGUUUCAUUGGAUUAUUUUAUUGGAAUCUUAAUAAUUCCUCUGCGCAAUUAUUACUAUUAUAAUAUUUCUCACUCAGUUUUAUGGUUCUCGUAAUCAAAACAUAAACUUAAUUUUUUGUAAUAUCCAGAAUUACCUGGUAUAAAAUUUGGUUUUCAUUUGAGUUUCUCUUUGAAAAGUCAACUGCAAAUACGUUGGACGUAAAAGUGGCAUUAGGCGAAAUUAUCCCGUGCAUAAUUAAUUCGAAAUCAAUUCUCGAGCGUAUUCGCUUUAAUGAAUUAUCCUGCGAGAUUUCCUGCUAGCAGGCGAACAAGAAAAAGUCCGUUUUUCCCAUUUAAACCGUCGAUCGGCUAACCUUCUCUAAUGGAUUUGGUCCUAAGCCUAAUCGGCUCAACGUUUUUACGGGCCCUUGCGAUGUGUGUGUGGCCGUGUGUACGUGCGGUCGAGUCCUUUCCACUUGUUAAAUGGCCCUUCGAUGUCCCAUUUUAGACUUUAAUUUUGAAUUAUUUAAAAGGUUGACUCGCCGGUGCUGCCGCCUAAGGAUUUUCAUUGGAGAAAUUUCCGAAAAGGCCCCCAAACACGUAAUAAUUUAUGUACCUUCAUGAUAGUGUAUUAUUCAACUCACACUUAAUAAGGGCGUUAUAUUUAAAUACACAACACGAGCCGUAGACGAGUAACUGCUGCGAUUAAAAAUUUAAUGACGAUUAAUGGACGUCAACUGAUGAAAUGUGAGGUGCAAAAUCGAGUCGAUGAAAUCAGUGGGCAUAUUUGACUUGGUAUAAAUUUGAAGAUAAACUAACUGGAAAGUGCAAUCAAUAUUUAUACAGAGUCAUAGACAAUCAUAUUUAACGAUCUUACUAAUAUUUAUGGAGAGUAUCGAUAGAACAAAAAUAAAACAAAUAACUAUUCUUAUGUUUAGAUGUAAGUAGGAACGACUGUGCUACAUUAUUCGCGUACGCUUUUUAGACGAUGAGAAAUAAUAUAUGAAUUAUAUAAAAUUAUUUUAAACCUGAUACCCGUUUCAUGAAUUGUUAUACCAUUAUAAUUAUUAUUAUAAUCAAUAAUGACGGUUCGGAUUUGCGUACUUUUGCCACCGCAUUUUCGCCUCAAAAUCCAUCAUGAAUAAGGUAUUAGGUAAAAUAUUAUUACAAAACAAAACAUGGUGAUAUAUUAAAGCAUACAUAUCAUUAAUUUACGUGAGCCAAAACUAUAGGGUUGUAAAUAUAUGGUAUUUUUCGUUAGGUGUAUUGAUGAUAAAUUCGAUUCGUUGAUGUAAAUUAAUCAAAACAACACUCAAUUAUAAAUGUUACAUUUAUUUACACUGACGAUUGAAAUUGAAAACUAUAGUACAUGUUCGCUUAUUGUAGACUUCUUUUAUCGGACGCAAGUGUUUUUUCGUGCUAGUGUAUGUAAAUUACUGUCCAACACGCUUAUAGUCAAUUCGUCGAACAAUAAGUCUCUAGUGUGUUUUCCCUUCCUAAUGCAAUUUUAGAAAUAUUCUUUGGAAAAAUAUUCUUCACUUAACUUUUCUCCUAGAGUCAUUGAAAACUUCGAUUCAAUAAAAGAGAAUUCACAAUAUUUCUCCAAAUAAUAUGAUCUUAAAUGAAAUUUUCGUCGCUCUAGCAGACAUGAAAACCCCGAAUCUUAGCACGAUCUCUAAAAGUAGGCCCUCUACUGGCCAAAAAAUCAAGGAAUCUUUUAGCCGUAAGAGCCGCAUAAAUCAGUUCAAAAAUACCAAAAAAUAUAAGAUAUAUUAUACAUAUAUGUGGUAGCGCUUUUGCCACCCUAUUAUUCUUAUGCCUGUUACAUAUACUAUUAGUAUGGAGCAAACACUUCAAAACUGUCGAUGUCGAUUGGAAACGACUGAAUUUCCAUUCGAGUAGGCGCUUUAUUUAAUGAGUUAAUGCAGGAUCAGUCUGAUUGAAAUAUUCAGGAAAUGCUGAAUUUAUUCGUGAUGAUGAUAUACUAUUCGAAGGUGGAAGAAUUAAAACGAGCUUUAUCGAGUUUCACCCACCUAACACCCACGGUUUUGAAUAAAUAUUCGAACUGUACCGCUUGGUUUUUUAAUUGCCUUAAUGAACGAACGUUUGGAAAAAAUAUUGUAUUAAAAAAAUUGCAACAGGGUGUAUGAAUUUCUCCAGCACUACAAAAAUUAUCUACUUACUCGAAAGUGACUCAAGGAGUGUUUGCUCUUAUUUUUAGAAUAGUGCCUAAUAUAAAAUCUAUUAGACUUUUUAAACUUUUAUAGCGUGUAUACCUUUUUUCCUGUACAUGAAAAAAAAGAAGAAAACCAACAAAAAAGCUUUAUACGUAUCUAAGGAUCGAGCGAUAAAAAAAAAAACAUAUCAUUCCGAAGACAUAUCAAUUUUAUAUUAAGGGUUAAUACUUCGCAGACAUAUCAGAUAUACUGUAGGGAAAAGUAUCUAAGCAAAUUAAGUAAACGCGUCGGCUGACAUUUUCUUACAGGGUGAUUUCGACGGUAAUUUUCUAUAGGGAAUCGUUUCAAAAACUGCGCAAUUUCAUGACAUUUCCCCGGUAAAUGGAGCGUUUUGGCUUCGUUACAUUCGCAGGAUUAACUGUCCUGGAUGUUGAGUGUUAAAUACUAUAUUCUGUCGGUGUUAAGCUUGGAAAAAAAUUAAAGACAGCUGUUAUAUGUUAACUGUUAAAGAUAUCGUCUAGAUAAAUUUAUUUUAGAGCAGUAAACACGGUCUGUAGGGCAAGUAGUCGAUUCGGCCUUGAAAAUAUUCUAGUUUUAAUCAAAGUUACAUUACUAAUUCGAAAAUAAUUUCCAUAACCAAUUUGAAGAUGAAAAUUAUACUGAACUACUCCGUCAUAUAAGUAAAUCAAUACAAUAACAAUUAUAAUAAAUACAUAAAAUGUGACAAAAAAAAACAAAUUAAAUUUAAAAAUCGUUAUAUAACAUUUCCGGAUUAUUUACGAUUCAUUAAAAAAUUAUUUAACGCUAUUAUGCAAAUUCGGGUAACGAAAUUUUUUCGAAUUAGUUGUUUUUAAAAUAGAAUAUAAUGUGGUUAUAGUAGAGUGCCAAUCGUUGUGAAAAUGUUCGCUUUCUUAUUAGUAAGGUGGCUUAGGGCACAUUUUUUAAUAAUGCACGUCGUUUAUACGAGGUGUAGGUAAAUGCAAAAUAGAUGGAGGAGAAUUCGCUUUUCAAUAGUAAACCGCCUUACUGAUAAAUUAUACAUAUCUAUAUGAAACUGCACACAUAUCAUGUAAAUGUGACUUCAGCUGUCCAGUCCAAUAACUAGUAUAAAUAUAUUGUAAAAAAAAGCAUAAAAAAAUAUUUGAUACUUAUACAUAUUUCUGAAAUGUAUUUUUUAAAUAUGUACAUUUUAGAGAACUG
Phyllotreta striolata is the source of this 6849-nucleotide messenger RNA. The record is from the annotation of a GenBank genome assembly. Lineage: Eukaryota; Metazoa; Arthropoda; Insecta; Coleoptera; Chrysomelidae.